UAAUUAUCUAGCUGUCUCCUAACCCUACCUUUGUCACUGUGUGAGUGUAGAUAGUGUGGACUUGUCAGGAUGAGUAAGAGACGUAGGGGUUUGGUGAACUUAUGGGUUCCAGUAAGGAGAAAGAAGGGACUCUAUUUAUUGGCAGCAAUCGUCUGCACAUUUUUCUUUGGCUCUCUGUUACUAAGCAAAGGAGGAGAACAUCAGAACUCAAAAGGCCAUGAAGUGGAGGAGAAGCAUGACCGCAGGGAGGUAGAUGGUCCACGGGACCCAGUGUCUUAUGAGCAGCUCAAGAGGCCAGUGUAUGAAAAGCCUCCUUUGGAUCCCACUGCAUUGGGUGAGUUUGGACGUCCUGUGAGACUCGACCUGCAAGGAAAGGAGAAGCAACUGGAAGAGGAAAGCAUCAAAAAGCACCAAAUCAACAUAUACCUCAGUGACAAGAUCUCCCUACACCGCAGGCUGGAGGAAAGAUGGAAUCCAAUGUGUAAAAAUGUGAAAUUUGAUUAUUACAAGUUACCAAGAACAUCUGUGGUCAUUGCUUUUUACAAUGAAGCCUGGUCUACACUCCUGAGAACUGUCCACAGUGUUUUGGAAACAUCACCAGAUAUCCUCUUGGAGGAAAUCAUUCUUGUCGAUGAUUAUAGUGACAAAGAGCACUUGAAGGAACCUUUGGAAAAACAUAUUUCCACUCUUAGAAAAGUGAGACUUGUCCGCGCAAAUAAAAGAGAAGGGUUAGUGCGUGCCCGCCUUUUGGGUGCCUCCACUGCUACAGGAGAAGUUCUGACCUUUUUGGAUUGUCAUUGUGAGUGUCAUGAAGGCUGGCUGGAACCUCUACUGGAAAGGAUUAGUGAAAAGGAAUCAGCUGUUGUUUGCCCGGUGAUCGACGUGAUUGACUGGAAUACUUUUGAGUAUUUGGGCAAUGCAGGCGAACCUCAGAUUGGAGGUUUUGAUUGGAGGCUGGUUUUCACUUGGCAUUCAGUGCCAGACAGAGAGCAAAGGCGCAGACGGUCUAACAUUGAUGUGAUCAGCUCUCCAACGAUGGCUGGUGGAUUGUUUUCAGUUAGCAAGAGGUACUUUGAAUAUCUAGGCUCUUAUGAUACUGGAAUGGAAGUUUGGGGCGGAGAAAAUUUGGAGUUUUCAUUUAGGAUCUGGCAGUGUGGGGGAAGUCUUGAGGUUCACCCAUGUUCCCAUGUUGGCCAUGUCUUUCCCAAACAAGCCCCGUAUUCCCGUAGUAAAGCUUUGGCCAACAGUGUCCGGGCAGCAGAAGUAUGGAUGGAUGAAUAUAAGGAACUGUACUACCAUCGAAACCCACAUGCACGCUUGGAACCAUAUGGGGAUGUAACAGAAAGAAGGCAACUUAGACAGAAACUCCAAUGCAAAGAUUUCAAAUGGUUCUUGGAGAACAUUUACCCAGAGAUUCAUGUCCCAGAAGACAAACCAGGACAAUUUGGAAUGCUGAAGAACAAAGGAAUGCUCAAUUAUUGCUUUGACUACAAUCCACCAAAUGAGAAUGAGGUCACCGGACAGAAGAUCAUUUUAUAUCCAUGUCAUGGUAUGGGACAAAAUCAGUUCUUUGAAUAUACAUCGUACAAUGAAAUCCGCUACAACACCAGGCAGCCUGAAGGAUGUGCUGCAGUUGAUCCAAAUACUGAUCAUCUCACAAUGUACUUAUGUCGUGAAAAUGGUCAGAGUGUGCCUGAUAAUCAGAAGUUUAUUUUCCGAGAGGAUGGUAGUUUACUUCACCAGCAGACCCAAAAAUGUGUGCAAGCUGAGAAAAACACUGAGACAAACCAUCCUGAACCUAGGUUACGGCCAUGCGCAGACACUGAUCUACAGAAAUGGUUCUUCCAGGAGAGGAGCUGAGCCGCAUGGACAUUUUAUUUUAAUUACAUUAACCGUAAACCAAUAUUCCAGACCAAAAACCCUUGCUUAUAAAAAGCAAUAACCAGAAGAGACUGAUCACUGUUUUUAGUUUUAAGUUGUAUGGGUGUUAAUGGCAAAUUAUUUUUUGGUGGGGUAGAAGAAUUAUUGGGAGCCUUAAAUUUGUGCAUACAUUUACAGUUUUAUGUUAUUGUGUGUGGGGUUUUUUUUGUAAUUUACAUUGGUUCCAUUUAUGCAAAAUCAGUACAACAAUUUAAUUAUUUUUUUAUCAUCCCAAGUAAAAAAAAAAACACCUCCUAACAAUACUCUUCUAUCCUUGGUUAGCUGCUUACAGGAAUCUUAGUUUUCAUGGCAAUGUCAAUAUUACACAUACCCACCUUUACAGAAGUAAA
Molecule: messenger RNA, 2270 nt
Organism: Spea bombifrons (plains spadefoot toad)
Lineage: Eukaryota; Metazoa; Chordata; Amphibia; Anura; Pelobatidae
Gene: GALNT12
Product: polypeptide N-acetylgalactosaminyltransferase 12
Exons: 10
Coding region: 70-1860 (596 amino acids)
Cellular component (GO): Golgi apparatus
Source: RefSeq, a predicted model, not a curated record